AUGGAGAGAAAGUUGGCGGACCAAUUUCAGAUCGCAAAGAAGGCGGCCAAAACUGUUAGUCUCAAGGGAGUCUUGGCGAGUCGACAUGACGAAUCGCAAUGUGUUGACACACUGAAUCAACUCAAGACUCUUCGUGUUACCUCUCGUCUUCUCGCCUCCGCCAAUGUCGUCAAACCCCUGCAAAAUCUCACCCAGCAUCGCAGCAAGAAAAUACGCUCCGCGGCUUCUUCUUUGCUCGAAACCUGGACACCCUUCAUUACAAGAACAAGAAACAACGCCGAUACUGAGAAUCUCAAACCAAAGAAUUCAAUGAUCAAGAAAGAAGCACCGCUACUGUUAGCUUCCAAGAAGGAGAUGAUCAGAUAUUCAACUACUGCGUACUGCGACGGUACUGCCUCGCGCGACCAGGUGCGCGGACUUCUCGUCGAGGCUCUGCGUAAAGUCACCGACGAGGUUGACGAUGGUGAUGAGGAGAUGAUGAAACGUAAGCUGAGAUAUUCUGACCCAAUCAAAGUUGCUGAUUCUGUAGAGAGGGUUCUGUUUGAGAAGCUGGGUACUUUCAAUGGCGAUGGAGCGUCACCGAUAGAUCAGCUUCCGAAAAAGAUAAAGUACAAGUUGAUAAUGUUCGCCAUGAAUGAUCCCGAGAACCGAUAUUUGAGAAGAAAAGUGCUUGUCGGGGAGAUAAGUCCGGAGAAACUCGUGGAUAUGAAGGCGGAGGAGAUGAGGGAGAAUCGCCGGCGACGGGAGAUUAAUAAACGAGUAAUCAAAGAAUCAGCUCUGUUAUGGCCUAUAUGGUGUUAA
Molecule: messenger RNA, 801 nt
Organism: Carica papaya (papaya)
Lineage: Eukaryota; Viridiplantae; Streptophyta; Magnoliopsida; Brassicales; Caricaceae
Product: transcription elongation factor TFIIS-like
Biological process (GO): DNA-templated transcription
Cellular component (GO): nucleus
Source: RefSeq, a predicted model, not a curated record